UGGAGGGCGGGUGUUCGCAGCAGCCGUCGGAGUCGUCCUGAGCUUUCUGGCCCACUAGCGACUGAAACUUCACUGCCAAGAUGUCCGACGGAGAGCAAGAGCAGACCAUAGCCGAGGACCUGGUGGUCACCAAGUACAAGAUGGGUGGUGACAUCGCCAACCAGGCUCUUCGUCUGGUUGUGGAAACAGCCACUCCCGGGGUGUCGGUGCUCACCCUCUGUCAAAAGGGGGAUGCCUACAUCAUGGCUGAGACUGGAAAGGUCUUCAAAAGGGAGAAGGACAUGAAGAAAGGCAUUGCCUUUCCCACCAGCGUCUCAGUCAAUAACUGUGUUUGCCACUUCUCUCCCCUGAAGAGUGACCACGACUACACACUUAAAGAUGGGGAUCUGGUCAAAAUAGAUCUAGGAGUUCAUGUUGACGGCUUCAUUGCCAAUGUUGCUCACAGCUUUGUGGUGGGAGCCAGUAAGGAGAACCCCAUCACAGGCCGGAAAGCUGAUGUAAUCAAAGCGGCCCAUCUUUGUGCGGAAGCAGCUCUUCGCCUCGUUAAACCUGGUAACCAGAAUUCUCAAGUGACAGAAGCCUGGAACAAGAUUGCUCAGUCAUUCAAAUGCUCACCUAUAGAGGGUAUGCUGUCGCAUCAGCUGAAGCAACAUGUCAUAGAUGGAGAGAAGACAAUCAUUCAGAACCCGACAGACCUGCAAAGGAAGGACCAUGAGAAGGCGGAGUUUGAGGUACACGAAGUCUAUGCUGUGGACGUCUUGAUAAGCACCGGAGAAGGGAAGGCCAGAGAUGGAGGUCUGAGGACCACCAUUUAUAAGAGGGACCCCAGUAAGCAGUAUGGCUUGAAGAUGAAAACGUCCCGUACGUUCUUCAGCGAAGUUGAACGGCGCUUUGAUGCCAUGCCUUUUACUCUCCGAGCAUUCGAGGAUGAGGCCAAAGCCCGUCUGGGUGUGGUGGAGUGUGCCAAACAUGAACUGCUACAGCCCUUCAGUGUGCUACAUGAGAAAGAGGGAGAGUGUGUAGCUCAGUUUAAGUUCACAGUGUUGCUGAUGGCCAACGGGCCUCACAGAAUCACUAGCGGAGACUUAGAUCCAGAGCUCUACAAGUCAGAGCAUGAAGUUCAGGAUGGAGAUCUACGGACUUUACUACAGAGCUCUGCAAGCCGUAAAACACAGAAGAAAAAGAAAAAGAAGGCCUCAAAGACAGCAGAAAAUGCAACUGGACAGCCGACUGAGGACACGGAAGCCGUAGAAUAACAAAAUACUGCCUUUCCACACAUGCAAGACCCCAAAGAGAAGCAGGAGGAAACAUGACAAAUUGCCCCAAACUCUCUGACCUUUCAUUUCACAAAUUAGAUGGAUUAAUAUUAGAUCCUACAUGGAUGCUUAACCCUUUACUGCAGUCACUGAAAGUACCGUGUUGCUUUUUCUUCGCUUACUUGAGUAAGAAACAAAGAAUAUUUGCGAAUAGUUUUGCAUCUUUGAAAGUACAUGCUGCCAAAUGGUACGUGUGCGACGGGUGCCUGCAUUGUUUUACUUAAAUCAUUUUUUGAUCCUCUUCUUGCAACUUUCAAGUAAAACUGAAGCUUACAGUUGGCAUUAAAGGAAGUGGAUCAUUCUGUAUUUUUGACAUCCAAUACAGUAAAGGAUUAUUGGAUGAAACCAACAGAAACAUGGUUCACAACAAGUUGUCUGAACUUGUUUAUAUGUAAACAAAGAUUUAUAGUGAAUAUACGAGCACUUUGUCACCUCUUGUGAGUGUGAGAAUCACGUGAUGACGGGUUUAUUCAUCCAGUGCUUUAUUGAAAAACAGACCUUUAGCAUUUUAAAAUGUUUAAUCAAAAGCAUUUUUCCUUAACUUCACUAUGCAGUAAAGGGUUGAACUUUAAUUAUGACCAAACAAAACAGUCAAAUGAUCACAAGGACUGUAGUAUAAGUAAGUGUUUAUGGUUAGUCUUCCAUCAUCAAGGCCUGAACACAUGUAGCUGAAACUAGUGUUUUAACCACACUAUUUUAAAGUAUUAACCUGAGCAAAUCACUGGAAUGUUUUUAAGAAUACAAGCAAACAUCACAGUUGUAAUCGGCUCUACUUUAGGGAACAAAACCGAUACAUUUACUGCCAUUCCCCCUGAAUUUUAUGAAAGCAUAGAAUCUUAUAUGUUCUACUUUUGAAAAACUUUUCUAUUGCUUUACUACAUCAUUGGUCUUGUGAAUCAUGAAAUUUAAAGCUGACCGAGUUUUAAAAAUAGUUUUUUUAUGGGCGUCUUCCGUGUAUUUGGACCAGUAAGAGAUCAUUUCAGGUCUGAGUUUCAUUAAGAGGUCUGAGUCAGAUUGUUCAACAGCUGAAUAUGUUGAGAAAAGUAAAAUCCUGCUUUGUAGCUCAAUCAGUGGGCAAUGGAACUUUACAUCUAAUGAAAUAAAAACAUUUUCUUACA
Messenger RNA from Anarrhichthys ocellatus (wolf-eel), 2434 nucleotides. RefSeq names its product proliferation-associated 2G4, a (gene pa2g4a). Lineage: Eukaryota; Metazoa; Chordata; Actinopteri; Perciformes; Anarhichadidae. The record is from RefSeq and is a predicted model, not a curated record. The coding region runs from base 81 to 1256 and encodes 391 amino acids. The transcript is spliced from 13 exons.